This is a messenger RNA of Coccinella septempunctata (seven-spotted ladybird), 846 nucleotides long. RefSeq lists its product as uncharacterized. The record is from RefSeq and is a predicted model, not a curated record. The coding region runs from base 253 to 846 and encodes 197 amino acids. Lineage: Eukaryota; Metazoa; Arthropoda; Insecta; Coleoptera; Coccinellidae. The transcript is spliced from 5 exons.
UAUCUUUGUUGCACUUUACUUGAGUCUAGCCCUAGGUGGAGCUACGUUCGACUUCUGGGGAAUUCGAAAUUUGGUGUGAAAUAGAAUAAAGAAAAAGAAAAAACAUGCGCAAUGGCACUUACAGAAAUAACCUCACCACGUGUAAACAAACAACAACAACAACAAACCUUUUCAAAUUCAAACUUCUUGCAGUUUGGGUCGCAGUACGCUGAAUAAGUUUUCCUUUUUUUAUAAUACAAAGUGAGUUCGAGUAUGGCUGCAAAAAGUUGUAUAGUCUGUGGAGACACCGAGUUCGAAGUGAAGAAAUUAUUUUGUUUUCCAUCAAAUCCAGGAAGAUGUGAAUCGUGGAUGAAAAUUCUAGGUUUCAAAAACACCCAAUUUAAAAAACACCAUCGAAUUUGUGAUAAGCAUUUCAGCAACGAAGCUUACAUGGACUUGAGGUUAUUAAAACUGAAGAGAGAUGCUAUUCCUAUAGCAUGGGUAAUUCCUUCAUUUCCAGUUCUAGCAAAAGAGGGAGACACUAUGCCUUCUGUAAUUGAAGACGUAUUUCCAGUUGAAUCUAGUUCUUCAACAUUAUCUUCAUCAGUUCUAGCUAAAGAGGGAAACACUAUACCUUCUUCGAAUGAAAAGGAAUUUGCAUCUAGGACUUCAACAAUUCCUUCAUCAGAUGCACAAGAUCCUACCCCUAGCGCAUCUUCAUCAGCAUGCCCAAGUACACCACAUGGGAGGUCUAGGGCGAAGAUAUUCCGUAAUAUUGAUAAUUUUACCUUAUCAAAUUCUACCCCUAGAAAGAUGAAGUUGGUUGUUCUUAUAUCGGAAAAAGGAAGACCAACUACGCAAAGUUAA